Molecule: messenger RNA, 1330 nt
Organism: Medicago truncatula (barrel medic)
Lineage: Eukaryota; Viridiplantae; Streptophyta; Magnoliopsida; Fabales; Fabaceae
Exons: 3
Coding region: 665-1192 (175 amino acids)
Source: RefSeq, a predicted model, not a curated record
CAUAUUCUUCUUCUUGAUUCUAGAACAUUUUCUUCUCCCUUCUCCCUCUAAGAAUUCGGUUCCCUCCCUAUACUAUCUUAACCACCAAAACUUCAUCAAAUUACCAUGCAUUCACUACAUGAAUGGUACACAUAAGUUUCUAGAGGUGGUUUAAGCAAGAAAAACACUUCAAAACUUUUCACUCCCUUCUUAAUUCCUCAAAACCGCCCCCUCCUUCAACUUUCCAAUUCUUCAUUUCUCUUUCAAAUUUCAUGGAAAACCACAUAUAAGCUUGCUCUAGGGGACUCAAGAGUGGUAUGAUUACAAGUUUAGGAGGGAUAUGUUGAAUUGGUAUAUGAGCAAUGGAAAAAGAAUAAGCUGUUCUAAUCAUGGUAAAAGAGCUUAAAUGGUAAUUAAGCUGUUUUGGAGGUGCUUAAAUUGGCAAAUGAUAAACUUCGGGUGCAGGGACUGGAAUGAAAUUUUUUGUAUAUGCUGGUUGAUGAAGUAAGAGUAUGUCACAAAUGAGUUGAGUUGUUUCGGAAAGAGCAAGACCUAUAAGCCAAGACAUAAGCUAUUUUGGAAAAUGGACUAUGGAGUUUUGGAGCUAGCAAAAGCUGCAAAUUGUGGAUAAGAUGCUUGUAAUUUCGGGACUAAUGCCAAGUUGUACAAGUUAUUAUACGAUAAGAUGGCUCGUGAUGAAGAAGCAGACGCAUCUAGACUAUGUAAAGUACACGUUAGUGGAACUAUUUCUGAGGAGGAGUAUGACCGGCUACUUGCUGAGGCUAUUUCUGAAGGGUCAACUGUUGGUCACUCUUUGACCUUCCACACUUGGAAAAAAGUUGUUGGCGACAAGAAGAAAGGAAAGCUCUAUGGUCUUGGUAACUUGGCCGCUAACUAUCGGGCGGGUAGUGUUGCAUCAACACUCACAUUUACGCUCAAUCAUGGUGAAGGAUCCUCCCGGCAGCCUGAGCUAACGCCAGAGAUGCGGGAGCUUAUUCAUAGAUUGGCACAAGAGCAAUUCGCGCAGCAGAUGGCGACUCAAGCGGCUGUUGUGCAAGAUUUGCUCAACCGCCAAAGAUCUUAUGAGGAGCAGCUCGCUCAAUUUAGGCAAGCACAGGCUCAAGAUCCCUCGCUGGUUUUAAGUCCCAAUAUUGAGCCUUAUCCGGUCGAUAGAGAUGAGGAGGAGGAUGGUGUGGAUGAUGAUGAUGAUUGAAGGUGGUGUGUCCUUUAUGAUAAAUUUUUUGGGUCUGUAAUGUUUGGGGAAGUUUCUUAUACUUCCCAAUACAAUUUCUACCUAUUUGAUACUAAUUGUGUGUGAUGUUGGUACAAUUUUAAUUUCAAUGAUGCUAGA